GCUCCAUUCGAUUGAUUGCAAAAACGCCCAAAAUCGCAGAAGACCGCCUCCAGAGGUAAAAUAGGGUUAAGGUUUCUAGAGGUAGUCUUAUGGCGCCAGCUGACGCAGGAGAGCCCGACUAUGAGAGUGAUCCCGAGGAGCUGAAGCGAUCCUUGGCGACGAGGAGGAGAGAAGCGAGCGAUGACGAUGACGAAUACGAGGAUCAAGAGGUUAAAAACCAGAGAGCUGAGGUUGAUUCCGACGAAUCAGAUGAACAGGUGAAGUAUGAUAAUGACGAAAACAAGAGUGAAGAUAGUUAUGAGGACGAAGAAGAAGGAGCAGUCGAUGAUGGCAAGAGGAGUGAUAUGAUGAAGUCAGCAGAAGAAGAUGGAGCAGCUCAUAUUGAUGGAGAGGAAGAAAAGGAGAAGCAAUCGUCUUCAGUGCCUACUGGUGGAGCUUUUUAUAUGCAUGAUGACAGAUUUCAGGAAAUUUCUGCCGGACGAAGCAGGCGAAUGCGUGGUGGAAGGCAAUCUGGAGAUGAAAGAAAAUGGGGACAUGACAAAUUUGAAGAGAUGAAUACUCAGGAGAAACAUUAUGAUCAGAAGACUUCUAGAGGCCGAUUCAGAGGCCGUGGUCGAGGUAGGGGACAAGGGCGUGGAUACGCUAGAGGGAGCAGUUCUAACGCAUCUUCCACCAGUGGACAGCAAAUUUUUGUUCCUAAAACUGUCACACGAGGGGGAGGACUCAGAAGCAAUCAAGCACAUUCCGCGCAGAGCAAACAGUUACGAAAUUCUCAUGAGAAGACCUCUCAUUCGCGGCGUUCACCAACUGCACCUGCUAAAACUGGGAAUGAAAGUGCCCUUACCAAAAAGAAUCUAGUUGCUUCAAGUCUAAGUUCUGCUUCUCCUCCAUUUUAUCCCUCAGUGUCCUCGAGUAACUUGGUUCAGAGUAUACAAGUUGGUAUGGAAAGACUAGACACGAAUGAAAGUGUCGCGCCCUCUGGGAAGAAGUAUAGGAAUACGAGAUCUGAUUUUUCACCAGUUUAUACUGCCCAGACUUUUCAGUCCACGAGUCAAGGUAGAGGUGCACCUGCUGCUGGGAAUGAGUUUUACCCCCAAUCUCACCGUCAAGGUGUCAGAUUUUCAUCACCAAAGCAACUUAAUGGAGAUUCAAAAGGCACUGGCCAAAACGGUAUUAAAGCUUCCGGUCAGGGUGUUGAUCAGCACUCUGCUGUUAUCAGAUCAUUUUCUUCCUCUGCCCAGAAAACUAGCUCAUCAAUUAAUCGGUAUCCUCAAUCUGCGUUGGAAACAGGUGCAUGGAUUGCUAAGGGAAAAGGGACUCUCCAGCCUAGUGAAAGCAGCGCUUUGAUGUACAACGGAUCUCAAGUGAUGGGGCGAGCAGAAAGUCUGCAAUCUGGGGACAAUUCUAAUUUCCCAGCUUUUCUGCCUGUUAUGCAAUUUGGUGGUCAGCAUGGUGGGGUUGCAGCUUUUGGAAUGGCUUUUCCAGGAUACGUCCAGCCUGAAAAUGGUGUUGGAAAUCCGGAGAUGACAUGGAUGCCAGUUUUGACUGGUCCAGGAGCUCUAGGGGCUUCAUACAGUCCACCAUAUGCUGCUAUUGAUGGUUCUUACAAACCACACAAGCCAGAGCUACCUUCCUCUGCAGGAUCGAUCAGCAAAGAGAAUAGUACUAAUAACCUUAAUGACCUGGAGAAACUCGCGGAGAGGCCUGAGGUUACAGAGGGUGGGGUUACAAAACGGCAGAACAACAACCCAAGCAAGCACCCUCGUAGGUACUCGGAGAUGAGCUUUAGCAAGUGAAUACAUUUGUCAGAAACUAAGAAGUGGGGUUAGGGACUCCUUGGCUCAGCGCCUGCGUGCUUCUCCAAGCUUCGUAACAGAGCACUUUAGGCCACAAUUGUUCUUGAAUUUCUUAGUGUGGUUGUUGCUGCAGUUUUAUAAGGGAGGGAACAAUACUACUAGACUACUACUAGCAAAUAGAAAUGAAGUGGAGAGGGUUUGGUGGCUCAUAUAAAUCUAUGGGAAAGUCGUCGUCCCAAGCCUUGGUCAGCAUGUUUGGUGUUUCUUCUUUCCAUUUUUCGUAUGUAAUUUAUUUCUGUUUCUGAUGUAACGUUGAUGACUUCCGUUAUGUGAUCUUGGUUUGGUUGAAUGUGUUUGUUCGAUGUAGAACGUAGUUUCCAAACAGGCUACGAUAUAUUUAUUAAAAAUGGUUAAUGGUUGAGACU
This is a messenger RNA of Eutrema salsugineum, 2221 nucleotides long. RefSeq names its product protein MLN51 homolog. Bases 90 to 1796 code for a protein of 568 amino acids. Gene Ontology annotation, molecular function: mRNA binding. Gene Ontology annotation, cellular component: exon-exon junction complex. NCBI's taxonomy places the organism in Eukaryota, Viridiplantae, Streptophyta, Magnoliopsida, Brassicales, Brassicaceae. Gene Ontology annotation, biological process: mRNA processing. The transcript has 12 exons. The record is from RefSeq and is a predicted model, not a curated record.